This is a messenger RNA of Equus quagga, 729 nucleotides long. Its product is annotated as membrane-associated guanylate kinase, WW and PDZ domain-containing protein 2-like. The record is from RefSeq and is a predicted model, not a curated record. Lineage: Eukaryota; Metazoa; Chordata; Mammalia; Perissodactyla; Equidae. The transcript has 3 exons. Bases 1 to 729 code for a protein of 242 amino acids.
AUGGCUGACUUACUCACUUAUGCAAAACCUCACCUGCAAGGGCCAAAGCGAAGGGACGGCCUGGGCCUGGGCUUGGCGUUGACCUCCCCGGUCCGCGGACCAGGGACGGGCUGGGUGGAGAGCGCGGGGACGCAGCGCCCCGGGGCGGCCGCUGCCCUGUCGGCAGUGCGGGCGGGGGCGGGGGCCGGGGACCCGGGCGCGGUGGCCCUGCGCCCUGCUGCGUCCCCGGCGCGGCGAGGCCGGGGCGCGGGGGCCGCUAACGCUGUGCUUCCGCCCGCAGACGACCCCGGCGCCCGGAGCCCUGCCGCCGCCGCCGGCCCCGCUCUGCCGCAAGUAGGCGCCGCGCCCGACGACGGCCUCUCGCCGCCCUCGCCGCCCGCCGCGCGCCCGCAGACCAGCCCGGGCCCGGCGGGGGACAGCAAGAGGGAGCACGACGCGAGGAAGCCAAAGCAGCGCGCGGCCGGCGGCCAGAAGAAGCAGCGCCUCGGGGAGCAGAGGGAGCGCUCGGCCAGCCCGCAGCGGGCGGCGCGGCCGCGGCUCGAGGAGGCGCCCGGCCCCGAGGCCUGCGAGCGCCGCCCGAAGCCCCGCGGGUCCGCCGAGCGCGGGCCGUGCAGCGUCCCCGCGCAGACCCAGACUGACCCUGAAGCCCCCGGGCCCGUGCGGGGCUUUGGCAGCUACGGAAGAACCAAAAUAACGUUAACAUCGUCACAGAGAGACAGUGCAGUGUAG